Molecule: messenger RNA, 2082 nt
Organism: Plasmodium knowlesi strain H
Lineage: Eukaryota; Apicomplexa; Aconoidasida; Haemosporida; Plasmodiidae
Product: DnaJ protein, putative
Exons: 1
Coding region: 1-2082 (693 amino acids)
Source: RefSeq, a predicted model, not a curated record
AUGAAGAGCAUGUCGUCGUACGACACGGGGCCGGAAUCCUCGGAGCUGAGCUCGUUCAGUCUGAAGAGGAAGUCGUCAUCCAAGGGGAAGGGCGACAAACAUAGCAAGGGGAAAAAUGUGGAAAAGAGUAACAGCGCAGAUUACAGUGACGAGAAAGAAACAAAAAAGAAAGACGAACAGAAGAAGAAAAAAAACGAGCAGAAAGAUAAAAAGAGCAUAAUGAGCAAUGAUCAAAGUAAAAAUGCAAAAAGUGGAAAACAGAGUAACGUUGAAAAGACCCCAGUAGACAUGUUCAAAAGUAAAUUAAAAUUAUUAACGGACAAUAUAAUUAUUAUUGCAAUUAUUUUAUCCUUUAUGACACUGAUAACGUUUAAAUAUUUGGAAGAAAAAUAUUCCAUGGAGAAAUAUCUGGAGGAGGGAGAUUCCUUUGAUUAUUAUGAGGUGUUAAAAUGCAAAAGAAGUGACAGCAUAAAUAAAAUAAAAAAAAAUUAUCGUGAUUUAUCGAAAAUAUACCAUCCAGAUAGCAACAAGGAUUGUAAGGAUUGUGACAAAAAGUUUAGAGAUAUUACAAAGGCAUAUAAAACCUUGUCUGAUCCGAGAUUGAAAAAGGCAUAUGAUCAUUCGAAAGGAAAAGUUUUAAAGUUAAUUGAGUCUAACAGUAUUAAUUUGACCAUGAGAAAUUAUAAGGAUUUGGUGGAGAAUUCCAAUGACUACUGGAUCAUUCAGGUUUAUUCAGACACAGAUAAUCUAAGUUUGAAUUUCUCCAAAAUUUGGGAAGAAGCAUUCGAUAAAUAUAAUGAGUAUAUAUCUUUUGGACGUAUAAAUAUAUUGACAGAUAAAAAAUUAGUUAAGGCUAAAGUACCUUUUAAUGUGAAAAUUUUUCCUACCAUCUUUAUUCUGGCACCAGAUGGGACCUAUCAGUUAUAUUCAAAUAUCUUUAAUGCCACAUCAAAAGAUUUCCAAUCAUAUAUUAUUAGCAACUAUCCUAACUUAAUAUAUAACGUGCAUGAUUUUAACAAGGCGUAUUAUUCACUGAUGAAGAAAAGUGACUCUGUCAGUAAAAGUGGAUCUUCUCACAUUGAUAAAAAUAAUAAGGUGCUUCUUCUGUCCAACAAAAAUAAGUUAAGCCUUCAAGCCAAGCACAUCACGUUCAAGUAUAGGAACAUUUACACUACCUAUGCCAUACGCUACAACGAAAUUGACAGCUUAACAGAUGAGCCACUCAAGAAGGAAAUUAUAGACGCCCUUAAAGUGCUCAGUGUAAAAAAGAGUGAAUACAUUAAGGAAAAUGAAAAUAUUGAUUACUUCAUUUUGGUGAAUAAUAAAGCACAAGUGAAAAUUAUUAGACGAAUUUCCUCUACGAAUAUUAAGAAUGUAUAUAAAGAUGCCCUCAUGAAAAACAUGGUAGAAAUUAACGCUACCAAUGUCGACUCCGUUUGUUCUACUGUCGGUUCCAGACACACCUACUGUUAUGUUACCAUCAUCGAUAAUCUGAACAAUGAAGAUACACUAACAACAUUGAAGAAAAUUUAUCAACAUGUAAAUAAUUCCUACGCAAGUUUUACCUCCAAAUUGGGUGCGGAUGAAAUUGAGAGCAACAUGUUCAUUCAACCAGUCUAUUUACUAAAAUCCAGUAUGACAAAAAAUUUCUCCAAAUUUGUUAAGGACAAAUCUGUAACCACUUAUGACUCUUUCUUUAUGGACUAUUCUGCCAACACCUUUGCCACAGUAAAUGAAAUAAAGAAUUUAAGUAAUUAUUCACAGAAGAAGGAAGACCUUUCUUUUCUUUCCAACAUUUACAAAGACAUUGAAAUUUUGACUUUUGAGAAAAUCCCCAAGUACUGUCUACCCUUGGGGGUUAAUUGUCUCUAUAACCCCAAGAAGACCUUUUCCUAUCGACUGUAUAAUAUUUUUAAGAGGACUUCCCAAAUGCAGGUCAUCGUUUCUGCCGUCGUGGGUUUUUUCCUUUACCCUUCUUUUAAACAGUACGGUCAGUUGAGGUACGCUUAUCUCGCUGCCUCCAUAGGUGCUACCCUCCUCGUUACUAACAUCAAGGAUUUUUUACUCCUCUUGGCGAAUUAG